UACUGUUGCGUUGUCGUUAAAGCCCUUAAUGCUGUAUUCAGCGAAGAUGAACUGAUUGCCUACCGUGGAGAUGCACUCAUUUGCACUCUACCUCUUGGUGUCCUGAAGGCCUCUGUGGCUACACCUGUUAGCGCCUCGGGAUCCGCUGCCUUCAAUAAGGACUCCACCAAUUCCACUAAUGCCACUUUCGUCACCACCGGUAGCAUAAAUUCUACCAUCCGAGACGAUGCGAAUAUCAACUUGAUGCGAUCCACCAAUGAAUCAACUUCAUCCAUGCAAUGUGAAAAUGAUGAGGCCUGGAUAUUGAACAAGGACAAUGCUCCUCGUUUCUGCCCACCGCUACCAGAAUGGAAAAGGAACGCAAUUGAUCGCCUCGGCUUCGGCAUCCUCAAUAAAGUCUGUCAAUAUACUAUUUUGGAUAAUACCUCGUUUCUGGUUGAAAGAUCUUUUGCUUACACCAUAUUUAAUGACCACAUUUAUUUAUAA
This is a messenger RNA of Protopolystoma xenopodis, 486 nucleotides long. Lineage: Eukaryota; Metazoa; Platyhelminthes; Monogenea; Polystomatidea; Polystomatidae. The record is from the annotation of a GenBank genome assembly.